Somion occarium is the source of this 2439-nucleotide messenger RNA. NCBI's taxonomy places the organism in Eukaryota, Fungi, Basidiomycota, Agaricomycetes, Polyporales, Cerrenaceae. The record is from the annotation of a GenBank genome assembly.
ACAGGCGCGCGUCGUCUCGACUCUUUAACCACUCCCUCCACUAUCUCUUCAUCUAUUCCCUUCAUUUCUUCCGUUGAUUAGUCUGUUCUCAGCACCAACCUGCACUCCGUGGAUAUACCAAGUGCUACAUCCUCUGUACUAACGUUGUAUUGAUCUUGGGAAUCCAUACCUUGUCACGAUGGCAUCGUCUGUCUUCUAUAAAUUCAAGUCUCAGAAGGACGAGUCUAGGGUGACUUUUGACGGUACUGGGAUCUCUGUGUUUGAUUUGAAAAAGGAGAUUAUUCUUGCCAACAACCUGGGUAAGGCUAAUGACUUUGACCUGGCUAUCUUCGACCGUUCGUCCAACGAAGAAUACAAAGACGACUCUACGAUUAUUCCUCGUGCUUCUUCAGUCAUUGUGAAGCGUGUGUUUGUUCGCCCAGGCAAGGGCAAGGCCGCUAUGUAUAUCAGUGCUGGCAGUUCUUCCACAGGUGCAUCAGAUCAAGCUUCAAAAUCUACUGCCAGUUCUGGCGGGUCAUACUCAUGGCACAGGGGUAACAUGACUAAGAGAUUCGAUGGCAGGGAGGAAACCACGAGCACCCUGCCUAAACCUACUCCUCAGGUCACUAUCAAGUCCAACAUCAUCACGAAAGGCGAUGAGGCGGCUGCUAUGGCUGCCAUGUUCCAAGCUUCGGCUGCCAACUGGGAGGAAACCCAGGAAAAGAUGUCUCAGUCGGUGUCGCGCUUACGCGUUUUUCUUGUCUUAGUAGUAGUCAUACGUUCUAAUGAACUUAUUUUGUCUUGGGUUCGUUCUUUUAUUUCGAACUCUAGUGCGACACCUGUAUAUAGUGCUCGCGGGGGUGCUCCGGGACGUGGGCGAGGGGGUGCCCUGCAUCAUCGACAACCUGACCGACCCCUGCCCCCUAGUUACGUCUGCUAUCGGUGUGGUCAAAAAGGUCACUGGAUACAAGACUGUCCUACGAAUAAUGACAGAGAUUAUGACAAUCGCCCUCGAAUCAAGCGAACGACUGGUAUCCCUCGCAGCUUCCUGAAGGCUGUUGAAAGUCCUAGCACAGGUCCGAUAGGUCAUGGUGUGAUGGUCACACCCGAGGGUGGUUACGUCGUUGCCCAGCCUGAUGUGUACGUCCCUCGAGUUUCGUAUUUGAUGUUUACUAAUGUUCUAUUCUCCUGCAGAGCGUCAUGGCAGAAACAAGUAUCAAGGCCAAAGGGACUCACUGAGGCCGAUAUUCGUGAGAAGAUGCCAUCGGAUCCAGCUUUGAGUUGCCCAAUAGACAACAAACUGUUCAAGGACGCUGUCAAAACACCCUGUUGUGGAAAGCUAUACUGCGAGGAAUGUAUCCAGACUCACCUUUUAGAACGAGAUUUCGUCUGCCCGAAUUGCGGUGCCAAGAUUCCUUCGUUGGACAAGUUGAUUAUCGACAAGCCGACGCGAAGCAAGGUUGGGGAGUAUAUUGAUAAGGAAAUCGAGAAGAGCAAACAGGAAGGUGCCGGCGGUGAAGAGGAGAGCAAGACGAAUGGUCACGCUCCACAGCAGCCCGAAGAGAAGCAACUCGAAUUUUCCACGGAACUAUCGCUUGAUCAAGAAUAUUAUUCUGAUCAACAACCAGGCAGCGACAUGGACGCCCUUCACAUGGCUGCCGAUAGCAUCCCCCAUAUCCAAGCCCAAAUCAACCAAAUAUCUGUUAUGCUCAACAACCCCACUCUCCCGAUGCAAGUCCGUCAACAAACCGAGAUGAAGCAUCAUCAACUCCACAUGGAGCUCCAACAAGCUCAGAUGGCUGCUGCACUCAUCCAAGCUGGGAACGCUGCUGCGUUCAACGCGAUGAACAUGCAAGCACAACAGGCAUUCGGCGUUAACGUAGGGAUGCAGAUGGGUGGACCACAAAUGGGACCGCCGCAGCAACAGCAAUGGACGAAUCCGUUUUCGAAUCAGCAGCCUGCAGGUCAGGACUCGGCAUAUCAGCGGUUGCCUCUAAAUAAUAGGAGGCGGAACUUGAAGCGUGAGAGACCAUCCGAUUUUCUGGAGAUUGCAGGGAAUGAGCAGGAGGCGAAGAUGCCUCGGUAUUGGGAGUAAUGUAGCUCUGGUGCGUCUUCACGAGGCGUUGUGGAUGGCAUUUGGUGAGGUGCAGAGUUUUCAGCAGGACAUUGGGGAAGUAUUGGCAGGACUUGGACUGCAUUUACAUAAUUAUGAACGUUUCCAGUUAUCCACUUACGGCUCUUACGUUCACUAUCUUAUACAGCAUGUAGAUUAAUAUGUGCAUCAUGGCGUUCAAAAUGAUAUUGUUUGAUGUCUGAAUCAGAGCUUACAGCAGUAUAAUGCGGCAUUCCACGUCAUACAAUGCAAUCCUGACUUUCGAAUUACUGCAUUCAAGGCUAACGCUAUACUGUGAUAGAAAAACGGACCCGUCAAUAUGCAGAACUAGACCGUUAUCCACAGUU